AUGGCAGACGCUCUAUGCGGGCCCUCUACCGCCCUCCAGAACUUCCAGAAGCAUACCUCCGUCGACCGGACGCUGCAGCAGGACCGCCUGGUUGGCCGGCAUUCGCCCUCGCAGGGCUUCAGGUCAUCUCUCGGUCAGAAUAAUGGUGCUUUGGACCAUGAAUUCGAAGCUUUCCAGGCAGGACAUGCGCUGCCGUCGCAGCCCCAGUUCCAACACCUCCCACCACAGUUUGCGCGUGCGCCUCCACCACAGUUCGCGCAACCCUCGCAAGCGCCAGACUGGGCGUCCGACUUCCAGCGCCUGAACAUAUCACAAUCAGCGCAAAUACCGCAGCAGCGCGUCCCUGCACAGAACGCCGCGUCGUCAUGGCACCAGGACUUCAUGAGCCAGCAAGGCCCAGCUGCGCAGGCGCCUGUCUUCCAGCAGAAUGGUGUCGGAGGCAUGGCAGGCUACGGCAUGUCGGGCUUUGCGCACCCAGGGUUCCAUCAGCCCGGCUUUGCCAUGAUGAACGGCGGUUCCAUGUCAGAAGUGGCGCAAGGCAAACAACGGGUACAGGAUGCGGUGCCGCAGUUCGACGAGGCGGCCUUUGAGCGCGCUUUUGCAGAUGUGCAACAGGCAGAGGAGCAGGCUCUCGCCGAGAACUUGCGACCACAGGAAACUCACACAGAGGAGACUGCAGUAGAUAACCUACCGCAAGAGCCGGAAGACCCGGCGCUGAUGAGGAUUCGGGAACAACGGCCAGCUGUCUAUGCUGCCCUCAAGAUCCGAAGCGCCGUCGACCUCGAAAACGCAUCCCAAGCCAUGCCCUAUUUGGACAUGCUGGAAACCAUGGAGACCGAACAUCAGCUGACGAGGGAUGCUAGCGAGGCUAGAUGGGUUAUUGACACGCUGCAGAACAUUGCCAGCCGAGAGGGUCCUCAAGAAAUUAAGACGCGCUCAGAGCAAUUGAUUCGUAAUAUCAACGAGCGACUCAUGUCGACGUAUCCGCUGCUUUCCGCUCCCGUGCCCAUCAAUCAGGAUCGCAUAUGGGAGGAGCUCGAGGCUGCAGGUUACACGAGAUCAUCCGGUCCAGAACAAUUGCAGCAGCCGCAAGAACCUGAACAAAAGCAAGAAGAAGAGCAGCACCAGCCCAGGCACGACGACGACGAGAUGGCACAAACCGCAGGCCGCCUCCUCGAGCGCGUCUCCGACAACACAAGUGAGAAGUUUCAAAAAAGCCAAUUUCUCGAGCUCAUGCGGCGCCUGCGCGACCGCGAAAUCCGCGUCGAGGGUGACAAAAUGGUCGAAGUCAGUACCGCCCAGUCUACUUCAUCCCCUCCCAUCUCCGCCCCGCCACAAUCCCAAACCCAGCUCCCACCCCAACCCGCGCCCGACCCCCUGGUCGAGCAUUAUCGAAGUAUCUCGCCCGGCAUGGAUUGGUCGUGGUCGGACCCGCCGUCGCCCGCGCCCGUCGCACGAACCGUUAUCCCGCCCGUCGACCCCAACAUCCUCGAUCACGCGGCCACCGACUUUGACACCCCUGUAUAUUCAGGCGAGGGGCAGGAGUACGAUUCUCUUUCGCGUCGGGAGUCUAGUGAGAAUGUUACUGAUGAGGUGUCAGAUCAAUAUAGCUACUACAACGUCAACUCCACGUACCAUAGAUGA
Messenger RNA from Paraphaeosphaeria sporulosa, 1644 nucleotides. RefSeq lists its product as uncharacterized. Bases 1 to 1644 code for a protein of 547 amino acids. The transcript has 3 exons. Gene Ontology annotation, biological process: protein import into peroxisome matrix, docking. Lineage: Eukaryota; Fungi; Ascomycota; Dothideomycetes; Pleosporales; Didymosphaeriaceae. The record is from RefSeq and is a predicted model, not a curated record. Gene Ontology annotation, cellular component: peroxisomal membrane; cytosol.